UCUGCGUGUGCUCAGCAAGGCGCUGGAGGCUAAACUUCGCCGUCCCGCGGCCGACUGACAGCUGAAGUUGCCAAUCGGUCCUGCCUGAUGCUUCAAGCCGCCAAUCGCUCGCUGGAGCAGCGCGAUGGCAAAAAAUAACCUCUGCGCGUGCACGCUUCGCGCACUUGUGCGUGCGUGCGUGCGCCUGUUUGUCGCACCGCUUCUAAUAAUAGAGGCAGUCCGCCUUCUCCUUUAAGACCCUUCUUGUUGCUUACUCAAAUAAGAAAAGAAGCAACAUAAUGGUUAUCAAAGUGUUUCUCGCCACUUCAUCGGGAUCCACGGCGAUCAAGAAGAAGCAACAAGAUGUGGUGGGCUUCCUGGAAGCGUUGAAGGUGGACUACACUCAGCUGGACAUCGCCUGCAACGAGGAGAACCGCAUGUGGAUGAGGCAGAACGUACCGGAGGAGAAGAAACCCUCCAACGGGAUCCCCUUGCCCCCUCAGAUCUUCAAUGAAGAGAGCUACUGUGGGGACUACGAGACGUUCUUCGACGCCAAGGAAGACAACUCUGUAUAUGCCUUCCUGGGAUUGGCCCCUCCCCCUGGUUCAAAGGUAGCGCCGCAGGCCAGUAGCGAAGAGCGCAUCGUGGAGAAUGGCACUCCCGCCGAAGAAACCACCCAAGAGGGAGCCCAAGAUAACUUAAUAGACGUUCCCGAGGUAGAUCAGAACGGGGACGCGUACGCCGAUGAGGACGAGGCAGAGGGAGGCGAAGGCGGUGAAGAGGAAGAUGUAGCGGAGCCUGAAGAAACGGAUGCCACGGAAGGAGGAGGAGACCAAGAACCCGAAAUUACAGGUCACGCAGAAGAGGAUGAAGAACAGGAUGAGGAUUUGCAGUCCGAGGAGGAGGAGGAGCUGCGACAACUCGAGGAGGAAGAAGAGCCUGACAUAGAAGAAGAGGGAGAAGAAGAAUACUUGGAAGAAACACAGGAAGACGAGGCUGAAUAGAUGACCCAAGAACAGGAACACCGACACCCUCCGAUUUGAGCCUGAGGGAGCCUCCUGUGACAUCUGUCCCUGACCCCCAGACCAUUGGCCACGUUGGCUCCUUCAGGCUGCAUCUUGACUCCUCCCCCAAGGCAGCACUGGACCCGCCUUGACAAAAAACAAACAAACAAACAAACACUGGUCAUGUGCUUGAAGAUGUCAAGUCAAAAGCCAUCGACUCCUGCUCUCGUCUUUUAACCAAAACAAUGGGUUUAAUUUUUUCCUUUUACAUUUCAAAUACAAUAUGUGCAUAAUAACAGUGCUGCAAAUAUGUCUUUCAUGUGAUCUUGACAAACAUAUUUUGCAUGUUUUACUUUAGGACAAAUUGAAACUGGUAUACAUUUUCUUGGUGCCUCAAGUUGUUUACAGUUUUAGAUGAUUUCCCUCUUUUUAUUUUAUUUUCCGAUUGUUUUGGCGAUGCAAUGCAUGCAAGACAUCUGCAUGAUAUGACAAAGUAAGGCUUGUAAUAUGUAAUAACAUGAGCACAUCCUGUAAGACGAAAAGCGAGUCCGCCGUUACGAUGACAUCUGACGCUACAGUUGUCGAAACAAUGCACUUUGUUCGAAGAAAUAUGUGACUAUGACAUAAAUGCAAUUGAAAAUGCAAUAAAGUCAAAGUGAUUUAAAAAAAAAAAAAGAUCCCGAUUAUGGGGCUAUAUUUAGCUUUUGCAUAUAUUUAGAUCACUGGAACGCUGUUCAAAGCCUGGCAAGAGUGAUGGGACCAAACACAUUUCAUUUUUAUCAGCAGCAUUUGCCGCGCCUUCGUGCGAUGCCAGUUUGGAGAGUAAAUUCGCUUCUUAACUGCACACACUGCCCCGAGAAAAUUAUUCUGUUGAAUUAACAGUGAAGACGGAUACAUUGGGGUCUGAGGUUUGAAUCUUGGUUGCGGCCCUCAUGUGGAUUUUACAUUUUCUCCUCAUGUUUGCGUGACGUUUCUACGGCUAGUCUGACUUUCUCCCAUACAUGUUGAGUGUCCUUUGUCGUUCCUGGGGCCUCCUCCCAGUUGGACAUGCCCGGAACAUUUCACCAGGGGGGCCACUUCAACUGGCUCCUUUCAAUGCAGAGGAGAUACUCCACUCCGAUCCCGUCCUGGAUGAAGUGAAAGACACCCUGUGGAGGAAACUCACUUCGGAUGCUUGUAUCCACCAUAUUGUUUCUUUUGGUCACAGCCGCAGUUUGUGACCAUAGAUGAGUCUGGGAACAUUGAUCGACUGGGAAAUGGAGAUCUCAGCUCCUUUUUUACCAUGACAGAAUGAAAAAGACUCUACAUCACUGCAGAGGCUACACCUAUCCACCUGUUGAUCACCCACUCCAAUGUCCCUUUACUUGUUAACAAGCCCCCGAGAAACAUAAAAGUCCUCUUCUUUGGUCAGGAUUUCUCAUGCUCAAGAUUGGUCUCCACUCUUGAAGACCAUACUCUCAGAUUUGGAAGUUCUGAUUCUAAUUCCAACUGUUUGAGUUGUGAACUCCCACAUACCCUCGAGGAACCAGCUGAAGGGUAUAAAGCAAGCACUUAACUGAAGCCACACUGCUUUUCCUGAAUCUGAGAUUCAACUUCCCAUGGAGCGUAAUCUCCAGGACCCCUAAAUUGACCUUACCAGGGAGGCUGACGAGUGCGAUCUCUCUGGAGUUGGAACUGGGGCCCAGUGACUCGCAUCCGAGAGAGGGGAAAAUACCAUCCAUGUAUCGUCAUCGUUUUUUCCCUCACCUCAGACCUGUUUGCCAUUGGUAACUCUUGCAGGAACACACAUUUUUAGGCAACUUAACUCUUGGGAUCAUCGGGGGACCCACCACCACCACCACCACCACAAUAAGGUGAUGGCUCAGGAGGGGGAAAUAAAACUCUAAGUAACUUCAGAGGUUACACAAAAAAUGUAUCACAAAGAAGAUAUUUCAGCCAUCUUUUGGAUUGGACAUCUAUCUCCAAGAGAUCAGUGUUUGGAGCUUGUUUUAAUAUAUACAGUACACACAGUACAUAAUUUUAGCCAAGUCAAUAAAAUGCAGCAAAACUCUUUUUGGUCAGACCCAUUCAUGUGUGUUCCCCAAGCGUAACACAAUAUGUUCUCAAACUUGAAAGUUUUGAGGAAAAUUACCCUUGCUGAGAAAAAUUACCCUUGAAAGAAAACAAGCUGAAAGUCAGACCAGCCCCACACCCUCCAUCAUCCAUCGCACGUCACCACCUCUACAGUACAUUUCCUUGGGGGCUGACCUUCACUGAGCGGAAUGAUGUUUAAGGUCUUUGACAAAAGGUGGACCAUUCCUUCGACAAAUCAACAUUUGUCCUCUCAGACUUCUCAAUCUCUUAAGAGCCCAUACAAGAGAUGUCCCAAAGAUGACAAAUGAUGAUUGUCAAAGAGUGGUACACCACAAAGUGUAGGGGAAUUGUCCAUUGUUCGGCUUUUCGACGUGAGGAAGGCAAGACAAACAGUGGAGGACCCAACUAGAGGGAAGAACAGCAAUCAUACAGGAAUCUCCAAAAAAUGGGCUGAGCCCCAUUUUACAUUGAGCCAGGGGGCAAUAAGUAUACCUACCCAUGCUCAGCACCUCUUAAUGUGGGCACCUCCAGAGUCCAACCCUUCUCGAGAGGACCGGUACCAGAGACCAAGCUGUGUGUGGUGACGAGCCCGACGAUGUCCAGUUGGAACUCCGGCUUGAGCACCUUCCUAUGUGACAUUCCACGUCCCUAGAACCAUUUUCAGUAGCUGUGGACCAGAAAGCCAAGGUCCCUGCCUUUGGCCAACGCCCAGCUCGCACUGGACUCUCCCCCGAUGGCGAGCAAGCUUGGCUGCCACGUGCUCGCCUUUGAACCAAAACCUCCAGGCCUGGUUCCAGGGGGUGGCCCGGUGGCCUGCGUGCUGACACGGGAAAACGUGAUUCCAUCAGU
This is a messenger RNA of Syngnathoides biaculeatus (alligator pipefish), 3905 nucleotides long. RefSeq names its product SH3 domain binding glutamate-rich protein (gene sh3bgr). Gene Ontology annotation, cellular component: cytoplasm. The record is from RefSeq and is a predicted model, not a curated record. Gene Ontology annotation, biological process: cell-cell adhesion. The transcript is spliced from 12 exons. NCBI's taxonomy places the organism in Eukaryota, Metazoa, Chordata, Actinopteri, Syngnathiformes, Syngnathidae. The coding region runs from base 279 to 983 and encodes 234 amino acids.